Molecule: messenger RNA, 1959 nt
Organism: Penicillium manginii
Lineage: Eukaryota; Fungi; Ascomycota; Eurotiomycetes; Eurotiales; Aspergillaceae
Product: recombinase RAD51
Exons: 7
Coding region: 1-1959 (652 amino acids)
Biological process (GO): mitotic recombination-dependent replication fork processing; DNA strand invasion; mitotic recombination
Cellular component (GO): condensed nuclear chromosome
Molecular function (GO): double-stranded DNA binding; single-stranded DNA binding; DNA strand exchange activity
Source: RefSeq, a predicted model, not a curated record
AUGCAAUUCUGGGUUGGCUGGGAGCUAUGGGAAAAACUGAGUGUGGCACUCGUCCUCGUAUACGCCUACUGUUCCCUCGUGUACACCAGAUGGAAGAUACAGAGAUAUGCAGUAAUCGAGGCACGCCAAAAAGAAGAAGACGCUGAGCUAUUCCCGAUGCUGAAGAGAGACGAUAUCCCCUUUGGUGCGAGGGCCCUGGAGAGAGGUAUUCAGAUCGAGGGCAUCUGGGUAUCAAACCCCAAUACCCCGGCCCAGUCCCCGCAGUUACCAGGGACGCCCUUUGAAGCUUUACCACCGAGCCCAACUGUAAGACCAUCCAUGCUGCCAUCCCCGAGCUCAACUUCGUCGUCCAUAGCCCUUGACUGCGUCGUACCGAACCAGAGCUUCCCGACAUAUCGCCCAUCUCCGCCGCAGUCACUUCGGCCAGUAUACCAGGCACAUCAUCCAGGAAUUGACAUUGUCACCGCAACCAAAUACACAUACGAGCCACAGAGACCUGGUGGUAUCUACUCACCGGUGAUGACAUCCCAGACGCCCGAAUCGCCUAGUAGACAUAGCAGGUUCCAACGACGAAGCGAGAUCCUACCGAGCGUCGAAACCAGCCGAUUCCAGCGCCGAAGCGAAGUCAUUCCAAUUAUUCCCACCAGCGAAAAGCGCGCAAGUUUCCACACCCGUAUCCGCCGAGCAAGUCAUAUAUUUGAGAAGAGUCCCUCUGUUGGGGUCACAGAGCAUGAGAGAAUAGAGCUGGGUUCAACGAGCAAUGGUUCUGGUUCGCAGCCAGACGAGUCCCAUCGGACUUCUCGGAUAGCCCGACUCAUUCGUCGCCGUUCCUCGGAAGAGUUCAGACGCAGAAUGAGCAAGAUCUUCAACGAACAAAUUCACAUGAAUGUGCCACUUGAACAGCUUCAACUAAGCCCAGUGAUACGGGACCAGCAGCGGAAGAGAGGAUCAAUUCUAUGGCCCUUCGGGGCGAUUAUGCCGAGGAUGGACUUCCAGGUCCUGGGAACUGCGGGCUUGACUGCAAGAGAUAUCAAGCUGUUUGUCGAUGCGGGAUACCACACUGUUGAAUCGGUUGCUUACACACCAAAGCGAGUACUGGAGCAGAUUAAGGGAAUUUCAGAGCAGAAGGCGACAAAAGUUCUAGUUGAGGCCGCGAGACUUGUCCCCAUGGGAUUUACAACGGCGACUGAAAUGCACGCAAAGAGAAGUGAACUCAUCUCCAUAACCACCGGAUCCAAACGACUCGACACCCUGCUCGGCGGUGGAAUCGAAACGGGCUCGAUCACAGAAGUAUUUGGAGAGUUCCGUACAGGAAAGAGUCAGAUCUGUCACACCUUGGCCGUGACUUGCCAACUGCCCUUUGACAUGGGCGGCGGCGAAGGAAAAUGCCUCUACAUCGACACGGAGGGAACCUUUCGACCGGUCCGUCUUCUCGCCGUAGCCCAACGCUUCGGACUCGUGGGCGAGGAAGUUCUCGACAACGUCGCAUACGCUCGUGCAUACAACUCCGACCACCAGCUCCAACUGCUCAAUCAAGCCUCACAGAUGAUGUGCGAGACGCGCUUCUCGCUUCUCAUCGUCGACUCCGCGACCGCACUGUACCGAACCGAUUUCAAUGGCCGUGGUGAGCUCUCGUCACGACAAACCCAUCUGGCCAAGUUCCUGCGCACCUUGCAGCGCCUAGCUGACGAGUUUGGCGUUGCCGUUGUGAUUUCCAACCAGGUUGUUGCUCAGGUCGAUGGUGGACCUAGUGCUAUGUUCAAUCCGGACCCGAAGAAGCCCAUUGGUGGUAAUAUCAUUGCCCAUGCUAGUACGACCCGACUCAGUCUGAAGAAGGGCCGUGGUGAGACUCGAAUUUGCAAGAUUUAUGACAGCCCUUGUUUGCCUGAGAGUGAUUGUCUCUUCGCGAUCAAUGAGGAUGGAAUUGGAGAUCCCAACGAGAAGGAUAUGGAGGACUAA